Liolophura sinensis is the source of this 3562-nucleotide messenger RNA. RefSeq names its product centrosomal protein CCDC61-like. The record is from RefSeq and is a predicted model, not a curated record. Bases 351 to 2027 code for a protein of 558 amino acids. Gene Ontology annotation, cellular component: ciliary basal body. NCBI's taxonomy places the organism in Eukaryota, Metazoa, Mollusca, Polyplacophora, Chitonida, Chitonidae. The transcript is spliced from 16 exons.
UUUACAACGGAAGUGGAAUGAGUGACCAAUGCGCAUGCGUACAACUGUCAUGGAGGAUAACGUCAAGCGGUUUGUUUGAAAAAAGGGCAAAAUACCUCUCAGCUGGAGAAUUUAAGAUGAGAAUCUUGCGGAAACUUGCUUUUAUGAUCAAUGACGGUAAACGUGUGUUUAAUUAAGCCGACUUCUCCUCGCAAGGCUGCUGCUGGAGGGAAGUGAGCAGCUUGAACAGACUAAAAUGAUCAUCAUACAAAUUGGAAUUGGACAAGUUGAAACCCGACAGGCUAGGUAGCGGUUUCACACCACACGGCUAGGGUGACGCCGGUCUGUAAAUUUUGUCCACAGAACUAAAAAUGUUUUCUGAUAAAAUGGAGGAUGAUUCAACGUCUGUAGGACAUUGCGUUUUCAGAGGGGUGGAGUACGUAGUAACGAUGCAGGUGCAGAAUGGCAACUCCCUUAUGAUCGAGGUUGAAGACCGGGUAACUGCCGAUCAGUGGAGAGCUACGCUAGAUUCCACAUAUGUUGAGGACUUAACACACAAGACUGGGAAUUUUAAACAGUUCAACAUAUUUGUGAAUAUGCUUGAAUCAGCUUUGUCACAGACAAGUGAAUGCGUGUCACUAGACCUCAUGACUUAUGGUGACCUAGAAUCCCUGCGGCAGAGAAAAUCAGGUGUAAAGAGUUCUGUUCCGGCUGCCAGAACUACGCUUAACUCAAAGAGAUAUCUCAUCCUAACUUACACAGUGGAGUUUGACAGGAUUCAUUACCCACUGCCAUUACCAUAUGUUGGUAAGCCUGACCCUAGGGCACUUCAGGAGACCAUCCGUCAGCUGAGGAAAGACAUAAAAAAUCUCAAACAACAGGGUGCUUCUGAUUUCAAACACAAGGAGUUUGAAAAACUUCAAAGAGAGAACAAAGCAUUAUGCAGGGAAAAAGAGGAACUAGAAGAGGCUUUUCUGCAAUAUAGGAGAGAGCUAAAGCAGACCACAGAAGGGCAGGCAAUCAAGGAAAUUAGGAUAUUAAAAUCUGUGGUUAAAAAUCUAGAGGAAGAGCUCUUGAGAGAGAAAACCAAACAUCAGAAGUCAGCAAGUAAAAGAGGAAAGGAGUACAGAGAUCUUUUGGAGGAGGUAGAAGAGUUACGGGCAUCAGAAAGAAAUCUUCGUGUCAGGGUCAAAAGUCUGACCAACGAAUUAGCUAUUCAUAGGAGACCAGUAAGAACAGGGCGACCAGCAUCUCGUGAGGGAUCCUUUGACAGGGGUUCUUCUAGGGAAAGGUCAUUAUCCUACGCCAAGGAGAAGUCGUUAUCCUGUGACCUCCUGAACUCCAGAGGAAGACCUAGAUCCAGAGGUCGCCCUAGCUCAGCACCAAACGGCAGUAACUACUCGCGCACAUCAGAGCCCCGCAGUUUUACAUCUGUCCGAUCAGCCAGGAGCAGGUCACCAUCACCAAACUUAGGAAACCCUAGAUUUGAUCCCACAGCAUACGUGAAAGAAAAACAAAGAAGGAAGAAUGAAGCUGAAAAAAGGCGACAAAGAAGAUCAAGACCUGGUGCCAGUAGCAGUGCAGACAAAAGGAGAACAUCCUCUAGUCCGUUCAGUAGCAGUAGGUAUUCAGCAAACAAUAACAGUAAUGGGAGACGAUCCAGGAACUCCUCAGGUGGCAGUCAGGGUUAUUUGAGUGACGGAGGAAUGUCAGACUCUUCCUACUCUAAACUAAGGAUUGGCCAGCGUAGGACUAGUAGAGAAGCCCUGAGGCCUAACCACUCCCAGAACUCCUCAUACAUGUCCAGUGGUAGAGCAUUGAGAACAAACAGAAGCUCAUCAAGAGACAGACAGCAGAAACAACACAUAUUAUCCAGUACGCCAGAGUCCGCUGACAGAAGAAGACCUGUCAGACGUAAUAAGGAGAAUCAAUUAGAAAGUGGUCAGUGCAAGAGUGAUCAAGAAUAUUAUGAUCAGUCUGCAGAAAUGUCAGAAAUUGAUGCUCGUCUGAACAGACUUCAACAGCUGAUGAAAACUACUCUUCAGUAAUCUCCUCUUGUUGCAUAGAAUGACUUGUCCUUGUACAUAGCACUACCUCAGUAGAUGUGUAUCAUUAUGUGUCUAUAUGCCUGGGCUCUUCCACAUCUGUGCUGCAUCUUUGUGCACCCACAUAUAUUGGUACUACCGAGACAUGGAUACCUUGUGAUAAGCUGAUAUAAACCCAAGCUGUGAGAAUCAGCAUCUGUAGAAGCGCAAGAGAAGAAUAUAUCUCAAGUAAAUGGAUUGUUAUAGACAUGUGUUUAGGGUGGGAAACAUGACAAGGUUUCGUGCUAGCUGAUACCAAUAUUAAUAUUUAUUUAUUACCAAUAUUGCCAUGCAGCAUGUGUAAAGAUAUUCCUAGCCUAAAGUCUGUGUAAAUUUACUUACAUGAUAAUGUAACAGUUAUUUUUCUUGUGUAACAUAAAUUUUUAACUCCCAAUAUUUAUUUUCUUGACUUCUUUGUCACUACUGAAUUAUAGUUAGGGGUUGUUCCUGUCUGUAUGAAUUUUACAUGGGUAAUCCCAUACCAUACUAUUGCUCCAUCUUUGGUUCAGCUAUUUAUCCAAUGAAAUUGGAAACAAUGAAAUAAUAUUGUUGUACCCCGAGAGAGGAAACCUACACAGUUAAGUACAUGUAUACAAAUUCCACCUUACGCCACUCCCAGAGAGCAAACAUACACAGCUGAAGAGACAAAUUCCAUCUUACAGCGCUCCGAGAGAGCAAACCUACACAGUUAAUUAUACGUAUUCCACCUUACGCCACGCCCUGAAAGCAAACCUACACAGCUAAAUAGUCAAAUUACAUAUUACGGCUCUACGAGAAAGCAGUGGGUUUCCCGCCAGGCUCUGCUGGGUUUUCUGCCACCAUUAUGCCGGUCGCCGUCGUAUAAGUGAAAUACUCAUGAGUGCGGCGUGGAACAGUUAGUUGGCUCCUGCUUUGCCAAAAAUCUUUCAAAAUGCAUACUAGUACCGUAAUUACCCGAGGUUGCCACAGUGGCGGCUGGACCAAGUUUGGCUUCCCUAAUUUAAUGACAGCAACAAGUGGGAAGCUCAUUAACAGUUGGGACCCACUUCUAACACCUAUAGCCCGUGAUGCUUUACAUCUUUUACAAUCAGGUGAGACACAGAGCGCAUCGGCUUGCUUUGUUGUUGUUUGGAAUCUGCCUAAUUAGGAGUUCAUUACAGUUCAUUGUUAUUGUUCCUGAUGCCAUAAAACAAGCUUUUCUCCUGGUCCUUGUAUCAUUCGAAGGAAUACACCGUAAAGCACACGUUUGGUUCUAUAUCGCAUUGCUUUAACGUGAAUUCUUCAUGUUUAAACAACAGUAUAGUUGAUUAUCUUCACGAUUUGCUUUUGGAUAAAAAGAACCUGGAUUGUUUGUUACCAACUAGUGUGGUAGAAUUUAUCAUUUUGUCCUAAACACACCUGGGCUUUUUAACCGCCAUGGAAUCAUUCAACAACACCACAGCGGGGAAUUUCUCACGAGACUAUCCGGCAAGAAAACCGCAGGUUGUAUUCCCGCUUCUGCUGCUGGCUCUUUUGGUGAC